Molecule: messenger RNA, 16500 nt
Organism: Coregonus sp. 'balchen'
Lineage: Eukaryota; Metazoa; Chordata; Actinopteri; Salmoniformes; Salmonidae
Source: the annotation of a GenBank genome assembly
AUGUCACCACAGCAACAGAACGAGCUGAGCCGCAGGACGUCGCUCACCGGGGAGUCCAAGCCCAGCACGCAACAUGAAAACAAGAGGGUAAAUUAACAUCAUAGACCAAAUCAUGUGUUUUUACGCACUCAUUCCCGAGAAAUGUGAGGAUUGUUAUACGUUUCCAAACAGUGAAAAUAAAUGUUUGGUCAAGUAGCUUAUUGCAACUGUGUUGUGUUGCGCGCUAUGUGGCCUUUAGCGCACGGGCUCACACGGGGAUUGCCGGUGCUAUGUUCGGACUCACUGUGUUCGCAGGAGGAGGGAGUAAAUCGCUGUUAAACCGACCCCUCAGGUUGUAGACACUGAUCAGAAUAUCCAUAGACAGAUCCAGGAAUUAGGCCUAUGCAACUCAGUUAUUUGCUGAUAACAGCACUACCUGUUGCAUAUCCAUGCGUAUAUGUGCAUUGGUGACAUUUCAAAAGCAUUUCAAUGCUUUGAAACCAUAGAUCUCAUACAGUAAUAAAAUAUGACACCUUUGUUUGAAACCUUAGGCCUAUAUCAUAUAGCCAACUGUAGGUUAUUAUAGGCCAAUGAUCAUUCAGUUGGAAUGUAUAGAUUCCCCCUCCGCAGUCUUCUGAACCAGUAGUUGUGUUGUUUGUGUAAAAGCUAUGGUGUUGUUCUGUAGCCGAGUAUUUCAGUCUCUGGCACCAUUAGAGUGUCUGGCUACGUGGGGACUGGCAGCCGUUUGCAAGAGGCUUUACCCACUGCUCUGCUUUGUGUGGAAAUAGCAGCUAUUCUAUAAGCAAGCCUGCCAUUAAUACCUGGACUGCUUCAGUAAUUGAAUGUUUGAAUAACUAUUUCCUGGCUGGGCCACUCAAGGACAUUCAGACUUGUCCCGAAGCCACUCCUGCGUUGUUUUGGCUGUGUGCUUAGGAUUGUUGUCCUGUUGGAAGGUGAACCUUCGCCCCAGUCUGAGGUCCUGAACACCACGGAGCAGGUUUCCAUCAAGGAUCUCUCAGUACUUGCUCCGUUCAUCUUUCCCUCGAUCCUGACUAGUCCCCCAGUCCCUCAGUCCCUACCACUGAAAACAUCCCCACAGCAUGAUGCUCCCAACCUUAUGCUUCACAGUAGGGAUGGUGCCAGGUUUCCUCCAGACGUGACGCUUGGCAUUCAGGCCAAAUAGUUCAAUCUUAGUUUCAUCUGACCAGAUAAUCUUGUUUCUCAUGGUCUGAGAGUCCUUUAGGUGCAUUUUGACAAACUCCAAGUGGGCUGUCAUGUGCCUUUUACUGAGGAGUGGCUUCCGUCUAGCCACUCUACCAUAAAGGCCUGAUUGGUGGAGUGCUGCAGAGAGGGUUGUCCUUCUGGAAGGUUCUCCCAUCUCCACAGAGGAACUCUAGAGCUCUGUCAGAGUGACCUUCGGGUUCUUGGUCACCUCCCUGACCAAGGCCCUUCUCCCCCAAUUGCUCAGCUUGGCCAGGCAGCCAGCUCUAGGAAGAGUCUUGGUGGUUCCAAACUUCUUCCAUUUAAGAAUGAUGGAGGCCACUGUGUUCUUGGGGACCUUCAAUGCUGUAGAAAUGUUUUUGUACCCUUCAGAUCUGUGCCUCGACACAAUCUUGUCUCGGAGCGCUAUGGACAAUUCCUUCGACCUCAUGGCUUGGUUGUUGCUCUGACAUGCACUGUCAACUGUGGGACCUUAUAUAGACAGGUGUGCGCCUUUCCAAAUCAUGUCCAAUCAAUUGAAUUUACCACAGGUGGACUCCAAUCAAGUUGUAGAAACAUCUCAAGGAUGAUCAAUGGAAACAGGAUGCACCUGAGCUCAAUUUUGAGUCUCAUAGUAAAGGGCCUGAAUACUUAUGUAAAUAAGGUAUUUCUGUUUUUUAUUUGUAAUUCAUUUGCAAAAAAUUUCGAAAUCUGUUUUCUCUUUGUCAUUAUGUGUGUAGAUUGAUGAGGGGGAAAACUGGUUUAAUCAAUUUUAGAAUAAGGCUGUAACGUAACAAAAUGUGGAAAAAGUCAAGGGGUCUGAAUACUUUCCGAAUGUACUGUAUAUUACUGUGUCAUAAUAACUGUCAUUACUAAUGUAGUAUAGAUGCCUUCCUUAUAAUCAGUAGUGACAGCUGAUGUCAUCUUAUGCCAACUGUCCUCCCAGGAUAGGUCCUAACUGUUUAGGUCAGCAAAUGUGGCUGCUGACCAGCAGGCUAGAGAACCCUGAUAGGCUUAACAUAAAUAAUUGUACCGUUGAGGAAACAUGAUUAUGCCUAGUGAUGACACAAACCAUUAUUUGAUGCAAAAGUGAUCUGUACAGUUCAGAAUUGGAUAACAUUUACUUUGAGAUGACCUUGAAAUAGAACAGGCAAUGCUUUACAUUGUUGCCCAAUGUGCCAUGUAGUAACUUUUUAUAACCGACUACUCUGGUAACCUGUUGUAACGCAAUUAAUCAGCUGUACAUUGGUGACCUCAGAUGAGGUAUGACUGACCCCACAGUUGCACACUGGGUUACCUGUAGAAUUCAGAUUGGAAUGACAUCUGAUUUUCCUAUUUCCGUAUUCACUUUAGAUUUUUUUAACCUUAAAAUUAGAGAAUCCACCCUCCAAUCCAAUUUGGACUCCCAGUCCAUUGAAUGAAUGACGAAUGACAUUUAUUGUCCCUCAAAAGGAACGUGUGUGCAGAGCUCCCCACAGGCUAUACCUACAGUACAUUACAGGAGACAUCCCUCACUGAGCGAGAACCCCAGUCCUCUCCUGUCAACACAAUAACCUCCACUGUUAAAUUCACUUCCCUCAGACUGUCUGUUUGGAGGCCAUGCUAGCGCUGACUGCUGACACCAAAGUCGAUGACGAACGAUCGCAUACAUCUACUGUAAACGUUUCUCUUUACCUCAGACUUGUGCAAUGUUUAGGCUACGCCACAGUGCGUUUUUUAAAACCGUUGUUUUAUCAGGAUAUGCUGUAUGUCUCUGUCCAGCCAGCCGCUGCUGUGUGUACUGGAAAUACGGUAAACCCCAUUAGGGAACAUUAGUCAGAGUUGAAGACAUAUUUGGGCUGUUGGAUCAGAGUCUCUGCUGUGUCUGGCCUGUCUGGCCUGCUCUCUUAAAAUCAAAUCAAAUCAAAUGUAAUUUGUCACAUACACAUGUUUAGCUGAUGUUAUUGCGGGUGUAGCGAAAUGCUUGUGUUUCUAGCUCCAACAGUGCAGUAUAUCUAACAAUUCACCACAAUACACACAAUAUACACAAUCUAAAAGUAAAAGAAUGGAAUAUAUAAGGAAUAUAUAAAUAUUAGGAUGAGCAAUGUCGGAGUGGCAGACUAAAAUACAGUAGAAUUGAAUACAGUAUAUACAGUGAGGGGGAAAAAGUAUUUGAUCCCUGCUGAUUUUGUACGUUUGCCCACUGACAAAGACAUGAUCAGUCUAUAAUUUUAAUGGUAGGUUUAUUUGAACAGUGAGAGACAGAAUAACAACAACAAAAUCCAGAAAAACGCAUGUCAAAAAUGUUAUAAAUUGAUUUGCAUUUUAAGGUCAGACGUUUCUUGUAGUUGGCCCCCAGGUUUGCACACAUCUCAGGAGGGAUUUUGUCCCACUCCUCUUUGCAGAUCUUCUCCAAGUCAUUAAGGUUUCGAGCCUGACGUUUGGCAACUCGAACCUUCAGCUCCCUCCACAGAUUUUCUAUGGGAUUAAGGUCUGGAGACUGGCUAGGCCACUCCAGGACCUUAAUGUGCUUCUUCUUGAGCCACUCCUUUGUUGCCUUGGCCGUGUGUUUUGGGUCAUUGUCAUGCUGGAAUACCCAUCCACGACCCAUUUUCAAUGCCCUGGCUGAGGGAAGGAGGUCCUCACCCAAGAUUUGAUGGUACAUGGCCCCGUCCAUCAUCCCUUUGAUGCGGUGAAGUUGUCCUGUCCCCUUAAUAGAAAAACACCCCCAAAGCAUAAUGUUUCCACCUCCAUGUUUGACGGUGGGGAUGGUGUUCUUGGGGUCAUAGGCAGCAUUCCUCCUCCUCCAAACACGGCGAGUUGAGUUGAUGCCAAAGAGCUCGAUUUUGGUUUCAUCUGACCACAACACUUUCACCCAGUUCUCCUCUGAAUCAUUCAGAUGUUCAUUGGCAAACUUCAGACGGCCCUGUAUAUGUGCUUUCUUGAGCAGGGGGACCUUGCGAGCGCUGCAGGAUUUCAGUCCUUCACGGCGUAGUGUGUUACCAAUUGUUUUCUUGGUGACUUUGGUCCCAGCUGCCUUGAGAUCAUUGACAAGAUCCUCCCGUGUAGUUCUGGGCUGAUUCCUCACCAUUCUCAUGAUCAUUGCAACUCCACGAGGUGAGAUCUUGCAUGGAGCCCAGGCCGAGGGAGAUUGACAGUUAUUUUGUGUUUCUUCCAUUUGCGAAUAAUCGCACCAAGCUGCUUGGCGAUGGUCUUGUAGCCCUUUCCAGCUUUGUGUAAGUCUACAAUCUUGUCCCUGACAUCCUUGGAGAGCUCUUUGGUCUUGGCCAUGGUGGAGAGUUUGGAAUCUGAUUGAUUGAUUGCUUCUGUGGACAGGUGUCUUUUAUACAGGUAACAAACUGAGAUUAGGCGGCAGGUAGCUUAGUGGUUAGAGCGUUGUGCCAGUAACCGAACGGUCGCUGGUUCUAAUCCCCGAGCCCACUAGGUGAAAAAUCUGUCGAUGUGCCCUUGAGCAAGGCACUUAACCCUAAUUGCUCCUGUAAGUCGCUCUGGAUAAAAGCGUCUGCUAAAUGACCAAUUAUUAUUAAUUAUUAUUAGGAGCACUCCCUUUAAGAGUGUGCUCCUAAUCUCAGCUCGUUACCUGUAUAAAGAACCCUGGGAGCCAGAAAUCUUUCUGAUUGAGAGGGGGUCAAAUACUUAUUCCCUCAUUAAAUGCAAAUCAAUUUUAACAUUUUUGACGUGUUUUUCUGGAUUUUUUUGUUGUUAUUCUGUCUCUCACUGUUCAAAUAAACCUACCAUUAAAAUUAUAGACUGAUCAUUUCUUUGUCAGUGGGCAAACAUACAAAAUCAGCAGGGGAUCAAAUACUUUUUUCCCUCACUGUACAUAUGAGAUGAGUAAAGCAAAAAUAUGUAAACAUUAUUAGAGUGACUAGUGUUCCAUUUAUUAAAGUGGCCAGUGAUUUUAAAGUCUAUGUAUAUGGGGCAGCAGCCUCUAAGGUGCAGCGUUACGUAACCGGGUGGAAGCCGCCUAGUGAUGGCUAUAUAACAGUCUGAUGGCCUUGAGAUAGAAGCUGUUUUUCAGUCUCUCGGUUCAAGCUUUGAUGCACCUGUACUGACCUCGCCUUCUGGAUGAUAGCGGGGUGAACAGGCAGUGGCUCGGGUGGUUGUUGUCCUUGAUUAUAUUUUUGGCCUUCCAGUGCUGUAGGUGUCCUGGAGGGCAGGUAGUUUGCCCCUGGUGAUGCGUUGGGCAGACCGCACCACCCUCUGGAGAGCCCUGCGGUUGCGGGCGGUGCAGUUGCCAUACCAGGCGGUGAUACAGCCCAACAGGAUGCUCUCAAUUGUGUAUCUGUAAAAGUUUGAGGGUUUUAGGUGCCAAGCCAAAUUUCUUCAGCCUCCUGAGGUUGAAGAGCCGCUGUUGCGCCUUCUUCACCACACUGUCUGUGUGGGUGGACCAUUUAAGAUCGUCAGUGGUGUGUACGCCGAGGAACUUGAAGCUUUCCACCUGCUCCACAGCGGUCCCGUCGAUGUGGAUAGGGGGGUGCUCCCUCUGCUGUUGCCUGAAGUCCAAGAUCAGCUCCUUUGUUUUGUCGACGUUGAGGGAGAGGAUAUUUUCCUGGCACCACACUCCCAGGGCCUUCACCUCCUCUCUGUAGGCUGUCUCGUCAUUGUUGGUAAUCAGGCCUACUACUGUUGUGUCGUCUGCAAACUUGAUGAUUGAGUUGGAGGCGUGCGUGACCACACAGUCAUGGGUGAACAGGGAGUACAGUAGGGGGCUGAGCACGCACCCUUGUGUGGCCCCAGUGUUGAGGAUCAGCGAAAUGGAGGUGUUGUUUCCUACCUUCACAACCUGGGGGCGGCCCGUCAGGAAGUCCAGGACCCAGUUGCACAGGGCGGGGUUCAGACCCAGGGCCCCAAGCUUAAUGAUGAGCUUGGAGGGUACUAUGGUGUUGAAUGCUGAGCAAUAGUCAAUGAACAGAAUUCUUACAUAGGUAUUCCUCUUGUCCAGAUGGGAUAGGGCAGUGUGCAGUGCGAUGGCGAUUGCAUCGUCUGUGGAUCUAUUGGGGCGGUAAGCAAAUUGAAGUGGGUCUAGGGUGUCAGGUAAGGUCUUCCUCUGUUUCUCCACCCCAUUAUACCUCUCUCUCUCUCUCUGUGUUUCCCUCUAUCAUACCCCUCUCUCUCUCUCUCUAUCUCCACCCCUAUCAUACCCCUCUCUCUCUCUAUCUCCACCCCUAUCAUACCCCUCUCUCUCUCUCUAUCUCCACCCCUAUCAUACCCCUCUCUCUCUCUAUCUCCACCCCUAUCAUACCCCUCUCUCUUUCCUCCACAGAGGAUGAAGUCUCUGAGCCAUCGUCGACAGUCUGCUCCCUCUCUGGUAAUCAACAAAGCCCUGACCAGAUCCAGAACAUUCUCCAGGUAUGUUGGGGGACCAGGGACAUUUCUCAUAAACUAGGUGUAAAGGUCAAAUCCUAGCAAAAAAAAAAGACAACUCAACGUUUCCUACAAAUCUCCCAUCAAUAUCACACUCAGAGCUUGAGUUAAAAGUGGGUUUUCCAGUUAGGAUUCAGCUCUCACGGUAGAGCUCUCAAAGUUGCCUUGGGUUGUGAUGAUCAGAGAGGUCAAGGGUCACACUGGUUAAACAUGAGGAGACCGCUUGCGUGAGUUUGUGCAAGUGAGAGUGUAUGUGUGUGCAUGUGUGUUUUUGUACGUGUGUGUGUGUACGUGCGUACCCUGGUCAAACAUGAGGAGACAGCAGUGCACUCUUAGAAAAAAGGGUUCUUCGGUACUCACCAUAGGAGAACCCUUUUUGGUUCUGUGGAAAGGGUUCUACAUGGAACUCAAAAGGGUUCUUCAAAGGGUUAUCCUAUGGGGACAGCCGAAGAACCCUUUUAGGUCCUAGAUAGCAGCCUUUUUUCUAAGAGUGUGUGUUUGCAGUCUGAGUUAGCAGUCACAUCCCCUCCCAUCCUGGAUGUGUAUCAGGGUCAUUACUGCUUAGACGACCCCUGGGACUUUGAGCUGUGAUUUAGAGGUGUGGAAGGAGCUGAACCAAGUUUUUAAUCGAGUGAGAGUUGUGCCUACGUCUUCCAAAUACUCUGAGGUGUGAUAUCACAAUCUGCACCGCAGUACAGACGCUUAACAGGAAGGAGCUGAACAACUUCAUUACUAAGAGAGGAACAUAGUUUUUCCAUCUGUUUGUGUGUGUGCACAUAUAUGUCAAGGUGGUCGUGACGUUAAUGGUUCAAAUGACAUUGAUCUCCAGUUGUUUUUGUACACACACACACACACACACACAGAGUGCCUAGUCCUAGAGUGGUUCUCCUCUCAGGCAUCACUAAUCCUCUCAGAUAGCUAAUCCAUCCCAAUCAGGAUCGGGGAUCUAUUAAUAUCCUUGGCUUUGACCCCCAGUCCAGGGCAGUGAAUAACCAUGUUAAAGAGACACUGGAGGUGUGUUCAUCCUCCCUGGUAACUACUAGCCUAACUGACCCCUUUCACAGCAGGGACACAUUCCAUUUAAUUCUACCCUUCAAUCACAACCACAUAAUGUUGAUUCACUGAACUGAAGUUUCUGCAUACAUUUGUUCCCUUUUGUUAGGAUUGUUUCGGUUGUAUAAUUUGGGUAGGAAAAAAUAGAUGUAUUUAUUCUAGAAAAGUGUGUUUAGAUUGGAUCUAUACCUGAAAUUGUCUUCCCAGAGAGAGCUUCCUGGUUCCUGUGUGUCCAGAGACGUGCCCAUUGGUCCAGUCGUUCCUGUGUCCUGAUAGGGCGUUCCUCCUGCACAGCCACGUCACGCUGAAGACAGGACUGCAGACGCAGGACAGAGACUUCUUCCUCUUCACCGACAUCCUCAUCAUCGCCAAGGCCAAGUAAGAGCGAGGGAGGUGGAAGGUGGGAGAUAGAGGGGGUAAAGAGAGAGAAAGAGAAGGAGGAUGACAGAAGGGCAGUGAAUGACCAUGAAAGUGUGGGGGUAUGUGUGUGUGUCUCUGACAUCUGUUGUGUCAUCAUCCUCAGGUCUCCCACACACUUCAAGCUGAAGGCCCAGGUGUGUGUCGGUGAGAUGUGGACAGCCCAGUGUAUGGAGGAGGUGUGUGAGGGCAGCACCAACCCGGAGAAGAGCUUCGUCAUGGGCUGGCCCACCUGCAACUGUGUAGUCACCUUCAGGUACACAACAGACACUCUGGGUCUGCAAUCUGCACUGCAUAUUUCUGAGCAGUGAAGCAUUGCUUAUAUAUGCAGCAGGGGAGGCUGGUGGGAGGAGCUAUUAGAGGAUGGCUGGAAUGGAAUUAAUGGAACUUAAUCAAGCAGGGGAUUUCCAUAUGCUUGACGUGUUUGAUACAUUCCAUCUAUUCCAUUCCAGCCAUUACCACAAUGAGCCCGUCCUCCUAUAGCUCCUCCCACCAGCCUCCUCAGAUACAGUAUGACCUUCAUGGGUUGUAUAUAUUUCAACCUGGUACAUUUUUACAGGUGGUUCUAUAAGUUGCUGUAGAAAGUGUUUAGGUUCUUAUUUGAUAUGUUUAGGUGGCUUGUGCUGUUGACGUUGUUCUGACGUUUAUGGUUUAUCUUUACCAGCUCUGAGGUCCAGAAGGAGAGAUGGCUCUCCCUGCUCAAAAGGUGAGCAACAGAUAAGCCAUUAUGGUUUCUUCUACUGUAAACAUAUGUUGAUGUGAGUCCAGUAUGUGUUCUCCCUGUGGGCUAAAUCCUCACCUUCCUGUUUUUCCAGUCGAAUAAAAGAGGAGAAGGAAAAGGAUGAUCCUAAAACCAUUCCACUGAAGGUGUUUGGCAAAGGCAUCGGGAGUUGUGCUCAGGCCGUCAGUAAGACCUUGGCUGUCAGUAACUCUGAUUCUACCAAUGAGGUUGUCCGACUCGCUCUGCAGCAGUUUGGUGUCACGGUGUGUAUAGAAUUGAGCAAUACUGUUUUUUUGUGUCUUGUGCUGUUGUUAUCUUGACUAAUGUAGUUUUUGGAGUGUUUUUGUUUGUAAUCUUGUUUCUUAGAAUAUCUUUGUCUGUGUUCCAUAGAGCUGUGUGAAGGACUACCAGCUGUGGGUGAGCUCCAAGAGGGACAACGCCCCUUACCCUCUCAUUGGUGAGAUUCUAACACCAAGGUCUUGUCUAUUGGUUGAUUCCCUGGUGUGUUAGUUGAAUUAGGUGUUGAAUCAGGUGUGUUAGUGCUGGCCUGGAACUAAAUCCUACUGGAACCCCUGACCUCUGACCUUUACCCCCUGACCCUCUCCCAGGUCACGAGUUCCCUUUCAGUAUCCAGAUGAGUCAUGUGCGGGAGCCCCUGUCCCAGCCGGGCGGUAGGGACACAGUUCCGCCUCCAGACAGACAGAGGGCGAUGCACCGCGACCAGCUACAGGUGGACAAACAGUGCCAGUUCAUCCUCAAGACCCGACGCAGCUCCACAACAACAACGCCUGUGAUUGGUGAGGACUGAGGAGGCGCUUAAUGCACUAAUACUAGUCUAUAAAUGGUUUAUUAGUGGUCUAUUACUGGUCUGUUACUGAUAGUCGAGGAUUGGCUUUGGGGCUCGUUUUUGCUGUCACGCUUUCUCUUGCCACUCUAUUGCUUCCUCUUUCUCUCCUCUGUGCCCCACUGCAAAUGAUUUGAUCUCACUCUGUUGUGACCACGUCCUGUCUGACCUGACAUCUCUCUCCAGUAGACCCAGCUCAGAAGCCCUUCAAGCGAAGGCGUUCUCUCAUCAACUGGGCUUUCUGGAAAGGCUCCAAUCCUAACCUCCACAGUUCCUCCACAAACCUCUCCUCACCCGCCCCCGGCUACCUGUUCGGCCAAUCGCUGAGCACCAUCUGUUGGGACAACUCCCUGCCCAAGCCCGUCAUGGUGAAUGAUGUCGCAGUGAUAUCAGAAUGAUAUCAUCAGUGAUUUGAGGAAGUCGAUUGAAAAUUAAUCAAACUCUUAUCUGCAACCUCUGUCUGUCUCUCUGUCUGUCUCUCUAGGACAUGCUGGUGUUUCUGUACAAUGAGGGUCCGUUCACGCGGGGGAUAUUCCGACGGUCGGCGGGGGCGAGGGCGUGUCGUGACCUCAGGGACAGACUGGAUUCUGGGGCUCAGGAUGUCUCGCUGACACGGGAACACGUCUUCAUCAUUGCUGCUGUGUUCAAGGUACACGCUCUAAAACACGCUAGACAACUCCGAAGUCUGUGGCGGCAGAAUGACAUCAGUUAUACCAUUGUUAUGAUGUGUUAUGUAGGCCUAAUGGCAGACGGAGGGUUCAAGUGAAGUGGAACCAAAUGUACUUUCAUCACCUGAGAAAAACAGGUUUAACCUUUGCUUAGUAAAUCUGGUCACCUUGUAGGACCAUGGCAGAUGAAGCUGCGGCUGUCACAUUGAUGCUGUAGUGUUGAGGUUGUCCUCUUAAAUGUAGUCUUUGGGCAAGAAAAACACAAAAAUAACCGCAUUGAACUAUAUAACUGAUCAAUGCACCAUCAUACCAGGUCAUUUAAUGAUUUAAAAACAAAAACAUUUAUGAAUAAGAUAUUUGGCUACAGAAGUGCAAUUUCUUACCGAUUUCUACAGUGGCUACAGUUAGCUAAGGAACUAGCUACGUCGGUCGCGGCGCGAAUGACCAGAAUGACACAUCGAUGAACCACCAAAGGCACACCCCAUUUCUGUUUGAAAAUUGAGAAAGAGGCGGAGUUGGAAGGUUUUUCGUGCCCAAAGUCGACCUUUAAGCUAUGUGAAUGACUCGUGUCAGCGAAGGACAUUGUCCUUACUUGCCAAGUGUUACAUUACACCUGUGCACUUGUGGUGUGUUGUUGUCGUAGUGUGUGUGUGUGCCAGGUAAUUGACCUAUAUCUGAAAGAUAAUUAAUCUCAUCCAAUCCAAUUAUCGACUCUAUGGGUGACACACAUACGAGUCCAUAGCAACGCAGCACAGGCUGUACCAAAAACAAUAGCUAAGUAGAGAUAUGGUUGUCAAAUUUAAUCUGUAGCUCAUAAUCCGGUAAUCUGGUAGGGAUCCACUGAACAAAUCUGAAGACAUUAACAGUUACAUCUAAAAGUCUAUGACAACAAAUGAAGGUUUUCACCUAAAACUUCACCUCAAAACCUUCAAUUACAUUUUAUUGUUGUAUGUUUUUUCCUCUAUAAAUUGUCAGUCUAGUGACUCUGGUCUCUGUCUCAAUAUUCAGGACUUCCUGCGGAACAUUCCGGGCAGUCUGCUGUGUUCCGACCUCUAUGAACAGUGGAAGGAUGUGAUGGAGGAAGCAGAAUCAGAGGAGGCAGAGGAGGAGGAGCAGGCACGGGAUAUAACGAGGUAACACACUCACACAGACAGACACUUUCCAUCCUCACCUGAAUCGGCAGUAGGCUACUGGGAUAAGUGUCGUAAUAGGCUGAGUAAUGAAUCAGGUGACUUAGUUAUGAAAGAGAAACUCCUCUAGAUAGUUAAUACAGAGUGCCAGGAACCACUGCUUCCCUCAGCUCCGUGUUCUAAUCAUAGAGAUAGUUUUAUCUCAAUGGUUCAGCUAGCUUUUCAGCUAGCUGCUCUAAACAGGCAGAGCCCAGGGUUAGGGAACUGAAGAGAAGGACUGGACAGCUUCAGUACGACUGUAGGCCGCUUUAAAGUAGGAAAAUAUCGGGCAAACUGAAUAUUCCUCCUGGGCAUUUAGUUGGUAUCAACUAUUUGUUAUCGAUUCGUUCCACCCAGUCACAAGGGAGCCGCAUGAGAGAGAGAGAGAGAGAGAGAGAGAGAGAACUAGGUUGUGACCUUUAGUCAAAGUAGAGAGCGAGUGAGCUGUUAUGUUAGCAUUCAUUUCUGGGACAGAAAGCGGAGUCCAUGUUCAGCUGGAGGUAGAGGUUGCCCUUUAAGACAGAUCUAGGAUCAGAUUACCACGUUACCUUAGCCCUAAUCCUAAUCAAAACCAUCAGGCUAAUGAGAAACAUCUGACCAUGUGUCAGUCAUUUAGGGGCAGCUUGUACCUACACGUACACAAAUCAAAUCAAGUUGUAUUGUUUGUAUUUCGUUGUAUUUUAAAUUUGUGUGACUGUCCUUGUCCAUCAGUGUUUUUCUACGUGUCAUGUGUUGUGUUGUUUGUAAACCCCAGGAAGAGUAGCUGCUGCUUCUGCAAAAGCUAAUGGGGAUCUGAAUAAACAAACCAGCGUCUGGAGUUAUUCCUGUCAGGGAAAACUCAAGGCCCUGUUCAUACUGUAAAUAAUACACAUUUUGAUAACCAAUAAUAAACGUUGACCCAUCUGUGACUCUCCUUCGCUGCAGGCUGAUUGGUCUACUGCCCAAAGAGAACGCCCUGCUGCUACGCUACGUGGUCGCCAUGCUGAACAGUAUACAGGAAAACGCCCAUGACAACCAGAUGAAUGCCUUCAACCUAUCUGUGUGCAUUGCUCCCAGCAUGCUCUGGGCUCCGGGCCCCAGCAGCCCCGAGGUGGAGGGGGAGGGCGCCAAGAAGGUGAGGGGACGACUGGAGGGGUAAUACACAUAAGCACUUUCCCCUUGAUCCCUAACCUUUGUUUGACCUAUAACCCUUAGCCUUUAACCCCAACAUCAACCCUUACCUAAACACAAACAAUUUGACCCCUAACCUUUACCUAGGCUAGGCUCCACUUCAGCCUUUAUCCUGUAACCUAGUGAACAGUCACUCAACAACACUGGAAAACCAAAGUAGAGUAACAGUUAACAGUAAUGAGAUAGUUAACAUGUAGCUGGAAACAUAACAGUAAUGAGACUGUUAACAUGUAGCUGGAACCAUAACAGUAAUGAGACUGUUAACAUGUAGCUGGAACCAUAACAGUAAUGAGACUGUUAACAUGUAGCUGGAAACAUAACAGUAAUGUGACAGUUAACAUGUAGCUGGAAACAUAACAGUAAUGAGACUGUGGGUUGGUAACAUGUAGCUGGAAACUUAACAGGGACUCGCUGGGAAAUAUGCAAAGCAUUUCCUUCAGCCUGCAGGGUCAGCACUCUUCUCACACUCGUCUUGCGACGUGAACAGACACACACACACUACCCCUUCCCUCGUUGUGGGUGUAGCAGUUAAUUCUAUGGCUAACAGAUUUGUCUGACUGCUCAGCUCACAGAAAUGUAACAUUGCAAAAAUGUAUUAUGCAACAAAGUCUUAGGUUACAAGUAAGUUCAUGUGUUCCAUAGCCAGUUCAACAGCCCCUAGAAGCUUAUCUCGCGCACUGAGACUGAAAAUACAGACAGAGCAACAUCAAUGUAACCAUCAGAGCCAUUUUGGUGCUGCAUUUGUGUCAGUUCAUCACCAUAUCAACGAAAUGUCUAACGUACUCGGAAUAGAUUGUUCUUUCUCUGAGAAGGUUAUCUGGUAAAUUCCCACCACUUUCGUCACUCCUGCGUUACUGUUUCAUACAGUUAGAAAGCUGUGUUACUGUUUCAUAAAGUUAGAAAGCUGUGAAGGCCUUUGUCCUAAGAAUAGACUCACUUCUCUAUCUUGGAGACUGAUUUCGCAACUUCUCACGAGAAAAACACGGUGUCUUAAAUUAUAGUUAUUUGUUUAACUCAAGGCCUAGUAAAAAGAUACAUAGAGCUCAGAAUCUGUAGUAGUUCCUCCAGGUUAAAGACCUGUUCCCUUGUCCUGUCCCUAGGUGUGUGACCUGGUGAGGUAUAUGAUAGAACACUGCCAGGAGGUCCUGGGAGAGGAUGUCACCUCUCUGUUUGGAGGUCUACCCCGGAAACGCGCCGAAUCGGGUAUCUCACACACCCUAACAUCUCUGUUUAUGCAAAGAUUCCCCUGCUCAAAAGCACACACCAUCUAAUGUUCUCCUCUUUCUCUCUCUGUCCCCCUCUAUCUCUCUCUUUCGCCUUCUCUCACUCUCUCCACAGACAUGUCUUCCUUCCACCUGACCGACUCGUCUUAUGACAGCCUGGAGAACAUGCUGAAUGAUGACAGCAGUGAGUCUCCAGGCCUCCACACCUCACGGCGGCGCUGGAGAGCCAAACCCCUGCAGGGCAGCCUGGACUCUGUCCUCACCCUGAGCGACUGCGACCUGGACCAACCCGACCUGGACACAGACCCCGACACCACAGACCCCCAAUCUGGCAACCACCACCACCGCGAUACGAUCACACAAUCUGGAUCUGGCAACAUCCUCCAGCCCUCAACCCCAUCCCUAGGCAGGACCAGGAAACUCAGCCCAGCUGCGACCCCCUCCUCCUGUCCCAGCCCCCCAGCCCCUCGGAGGGGGGGGAGGAGGUGCUCAGAGCCGGCCAUAGGGUACUCUGUGGCCAGCUUCGUGGAGCGACUGGCAGGGAACGCAGACAGGCUGGGCAGCAUUGAUGGGGAGAUGUUUCACAGCUUACGGAAGGAUGGACAGACACAGACACGUGAACCCACACACACAGGGGAGUGGAAUAGCAGUAAGGCUGCAUGUGAGGGUUCGGGGUCACAAGGUGCACAGACACGAAGCCGGGACGCGAUCUACUCCAGUCUCUCUUCGCCACCCACCUCCCCCACCCCCACACGCUCUUCCAUGGACUCCCUGGACAACCUCUUCUCCCACUCCAGCAUCCAGUCCGCUCCAUUCUGGCAACCCAGGGCGGGGACCAACGCCGCAAGAUUGACUCCCUCCCCUGCUCCUUCUGGUCCUCCUGUCCCUCUAACCCCCAUAUCUUCCUCUACUUCCACCCAUAGUCUACCCAUCCCCACCCCCAGCCCAGCUCCAGGCCAAGGGCUCAGUCCCAAUAUCUCUCCGCCGAAGGAGAUCCCUUCCUGGGGUACACUGAAGGCCAGCAGGGGGCUCCAUCCCAACACCUGGUUGAAGAGAGGCCGCAGACUGUCCCUAUCGCAGCAGGAUGAUGAGGGGGGUGUGGUGAGUUCAGUUACAUGUGGUUGUUGUCGUUGUUUAUUAGUACUGUUCAUUCAUGGAAUAUCUCUCUCUCUCACACAGACUCAUACUUUCUCUUUCACUAUCUCUGUAGGUGGCCUCCACUAACAAGACUCUCCCCUCUAGCAAGUCAUGUCAGGAUAAAGGAGGGCUGAAACAGUUGUCUGAGGACCCCCCCAAUUCCAGCAUGACCAGCUGCCCCCCAAAGGCAGGAGGGGUGCAGGAUCGGGGCAGGGUGACCAAGGACCGAAGAUCCAGUCAAGGCUCGGUGAGCCCACCAUCGCACCAGAGGUCCCAGGGGCAUUUCCACUACUGCUGCUCUCCCUGUUACCAACCCACAGACAGACCCCUCACUGUCAAAGAGCUGAGAGAGAUACACAGCCGGGCCUGCGCAGCGAGCAACACAGGAUAUGAUGUCACAAAACAAGGCAGCCGUAACCCUCCUCAACAUGUGUUCUUCGGGCAGGGUGGACCCAGCUUGUCCCUAGCCAGGCAGAAGUCCUACUCCCUAGCCCCAGGCAUGGAGGGUCUCUCCGGGGGCAGGUGUUCCCAGCGCCGGAGCUCCGAGCCUGGGACAGCACAUCUAGGCGAAGCCCUGGUUCUGGAUAAGACCUCACACCCGGAGAGGCUUCACAGAGAGGCCAAACUGGGUCAGAGGUCAAAGUCAGUGGACGGGUCCCAAGACCUGGGGUUGAAGGUGUCCGACACGGACCGAAGUGGGGAUCCCAGGUUCUGCCUGUCUCCCUCCGCCACCAAGGCUGUGAGGGACUAUUUCUCGUCUCACACGUGCAGCAAUCCCAAUAGUGGUCAACAGGUGGCGCUAGCCCUGAUUCAGGGGCAGAGGGAGAGGCUCAGGAGGUGUAGUGAUCCCAUGCUGGAGCCUGACUUUGACCAACUGCUCUUUGCUGAAGAGUCCUACGUGUGAGACCAUCACUGGUUGUGAACAGUCACUCUAAUGCUUCUACAUACGGCUGUGAAUGUACAGAUGCAGUCAUUUAGGACCAUAAGAACCAAAACAUAGUGCUUAUAAGAAUUAUAUUAUAUUAUUAUAAGAAUCACGGAUAUAACAACCUUCUGCUUAUUGUGGACAAACAUUCCUAUACUUACAAUGCACUUUGCUUUUUAGAAUCAAGUGGUAUAUUCUUAUAGAUUCUCCUAAAAGCGCUCACUGAAAUGAAUGUAUUAUGCAAGGGAAGAGUAGUUUCAGAUUAUGUAAUGUGUUGUUUUAGAUCGCAGAAGUGAACAAAUGUACUUUAGGAAUCAGGCUAUUUGGUUGGAUUACAUGUAAGAUUAUUCACAGGGACCCUUGCAGUGGACUGCCUAUGAUCAGUGUAUGAUUUCUAAAUCGUUUACUGCUAAACAAAAAUUCCUUACUAAACCUUGUCAUAUUUAUGCAAGGCUGUGAUUUUGCAUUUACAGUAUUUUGUAAAUAACAAAAACAAUCUUGAGCCAUUUAAUCAAUGUUGAUAAUGAUAAAGCAAGCGCUUUAAACUUACAGUUGUAGAGUUUUCUCAAAAGAUUUCUAAAACUCUGUAUUUCAAUCUAUACUGUGCAUUCGGAAAGAAUUCAGACC